UGCCAUGAGCGUCUGUGGCUUUAAUGGUCUGAUUCUUGUAGCUGUCUGACAGCUGCUUUUUCUACCGCCCUUUGCAGAAAUCGGAAUUCAGGUGCUUUUAUCAUGCUGAUGAUCCAGGACCAGGGAUCCUUUCACUUGGGUUUGUGUCUGUGGUUAUGUGGAUUCUUGGCUUCCUUUAAAGGCUGUACAGGCUGUGCAUCUGAAGAGCAGCUCUUCCACAAGCUGUUUGCUGGCUACAACAGAUUCAUCCGGCCGGUGGAAAAUGUUUCUGAUCCUGUCACAGUGCAUUUUGAGUUGGCAAUCACACAACUGGCGAAUGUGGAUGAAGUCAACCAGAUCAUGGAAACCAAUCUAUGGCUGCGUCAUAUCUGGAAGGACUACAAAUUACAAUGGGAUCCAUUGGAGUAUGAUGGCAUUGAGACACUUCGUGUUCCAGCAGAUAAGAUCUGGAAACCAGACAUUGUUCUAUAUAAUAAUGCUGUUGGUGACUUCCAAGUGGAAGGCAAGACCAAAGCUCUUGUUAAGUAUGAUGGCAUGAUAACCUGGACCCCACCAGCCAUCUUCAAGAGUUCUUGUCCUAUGGACAUCACCUUCUUCCCUUUUGAUCAUCAAAACUGUUCCCUGAAAUUUGGUUCCUGGACUUAUGACAAGGCUGAAAUUGACCUUCUGAUCAUUGGCUCUAAAGUGGACAUGAAUGACUUCUGGGAAAACAGCGAAUGGGAAAUUGUUGAUGCCUCUGGCUACAAGCAUGACAUCAAAUACAACUGUUGUGAAGAGAUUUACACAGACAUUACCUACUCUUUCUAUAUCAGGAGGCUGCCCAUGUUUUACACUAUUAACCUCAUCAUCCCCUGUCUCUUCAUUUCCUUUCUCACCGUGUUGGUCUUUUACCUCCCUUCUGACUGUGGUGAGAAAGUAACUCUUUGCAUUUCAGUUCUGCUCUCUCUGACUGUCUUUUUGCUGGUGAUUACUGAGACAAUCCCAUCCACAUCUCUUGUGAUCCCACUGGUAGGGGAGUAUCUACUAUUCACCAUGAUCUUUGUCACACUGUCCAUUGUGGUGACAGUGUUUGUUUUGAACAUACACUACCGCACCCCAGCAACACAUACCAUGCCCAAGUGGGUGAAGACUAUUUUCCUUCAGGUUUUCCCCUCAAUUCUGAUGAUGAGGAGGCCUCUGGAUAAGACAAGGGAAGUAAGUGAUGCUAAGGACCCAAAAAGCCUUCCUAAGAGACCUGCCAAAGUCAAGUUUGUUCAUCGAAGAGAGCCCAAACUUCUGAAGGAAAGCAGCCGCUAUCAAAAAUCAAGUGAGACAUCCCCUAGCAAGAGAAGAUGGAGUCAGCAGCCCACAGGGUGGAUGGCAGAGAAUUCAGAGCACUCACCAGAUGUGGAAGAUGUGAUCAACAGUGUCCAAUUCAUAGCAGAAAACAUGAAGAACCACAAUGAAACAAAGGAGGUAGAAGAUGACUGGAAAUACAUGGCCAUGGUGGUGGACAGGAUCUUCCUCUGGGUGUUUAUAAUCGUCUGUGUGUUUGGAACUGUGGGGCUCUUUCUACAGCCACUGCUUGGGAACACAGGGAAAUCUUAAUCUGUAUUUUCCUUUUGCCUUCUUAAUCUUUUAGUUGUUGUAUUUGUUCUGAACUACUUACUGCAAGAAAACACCAAGUACCCAUCUCCUAAACCACAACAAGAAGGGAAAGGGGGUCAUUACUACAACCAUAGGAGCC
Molecule: messenger RNA, 1726 nt
Organism: Phodopus roborovskii (desert hamster)
Lineage: Eukaryota; Metazoa; Chordata; Mammalia; Rodentia; Cricetidae
Gene: Chrna6
Product: cholinergic receptor nicotinic alpha 6 subunit
Exons: 6
Coding region: 103-1587 (494 amino acids)
Biological process (GO): monoatomic ion transmembrane transport; chemical synaptic transmission; regulation of membrane potential
Cellular component (GO): postsynaptic membrane; synapse; neuron projection
Molecular function (GO): transmembrane signaling receptor activity; acetylcholine-gated monoatomic cation-selective channel activity
Source: RefSeq, a predicted model, not a curated record